ACAUUCAUUUCAAUGGUGCAACGGUCAAUAAUUUAAAAAUUAAAGAAAAGGAAAAAUAAUAAAACUGAAUGGAGAUUGCGCAUUCACUUGUUGUCUAGUUUCAACUCCCUACCUUCUUACUUAUUCAAUAAAAUUUCCGGUAAGGUCCUAGGAUUGGUAACACUGGCGUGGCUUCACAAGACUUUUAAAUUUUUAUCCAAUGGAAUUGACUCCGAGUUUCUUGGUGAGUUGAAGUUUUAUUGACACUUUUAAAUUAACUAAUAUUAAAUUAUAGUUGAUUAUGGACAGUCCUAAUAAAGGGGAUAUUCAUAAUAAAGGAAAACACAAUUUAGAUUGAAAAAGGUUAUGGAAAUGAAGGUGACAAAGUGAUGACUGAUUACUUUAUAAUAUCCUGGUUUUUCUGGUAGAAGACUAUGGCAUAUUGGCGGGUCAAUCAUUAUUUUUGCAAGUGAUUAAAGCAUGGCUGACUCUAAUUUCUUCGCCGAUCUAACUAUUUUUCAUAUCGAUCUAACUAGCAUAAUCAACUAUUAUUAAAUAUUAAUGAAUUUAAGAGUGUCAAUAAAACUUCAACUCACCAAGAAACUCGGAGUCAAUUCCAUUGGAUAAAAAUUUAAAAGUCUUGUGAAGCCACGCCAGUGUUACCAAUCCUAGGACCUUACCAAAUUUCCAAUUAGUUUAGUUUGAAUUUAAAUUAUUAUCUUAUGUAUUGUUGGUGUCUUUCAGACAGGAUAGAGUAACUGACUCUUUGGAGCUUACCUGUUAACUUUAAUUUCAAGUUGUUAGAUACUUCAAACUAUUCAUAUUAUAAGUUUUUUGUUUUUGAAUCUCUAUUUGUGCUCAACUAUGGAUACAUUGGAAGCUGAAGACCAACUGACAAUUGUGAAUAGAUCAGUGGAAUAUCGUAUUAGUAAAAAGUUACUUCGUAAAAUACCUUAUUUUCAAAUGAUGUUGAGCCAUGAUUUGCAGGAAUCAAGAGAAAGCAAAGUUGAACUGGAUUUUGAUGAAAAGGCUAUAAAAUCGAUGUUUGAUGGAAUAGAAAUCGGUUGCAGUUUCAUUGAAAUGGAUAAUGCAAUAGCGCUGUACGACAUUCUCGAUUAUUUUGGACUCGCUGAUUCUUUUUUAGCUGCUUGUAAAGAUCACUUUCCUGAUAAUUUUACAAUUGAACAUCUUCCCGUUGUUAUACCUCAAGUGACAUCAACAACUAAAUUGAUCAAUUCAAGAUCUCUCAAUGGUUUCAUCUGUCGCUAUUUUACGAAGAUAGCAAACGCAAAUGUAUGGUUAAAUUAUCCUCUUGAAACAAUCGAGUACAUUUGCAAGCUUGACUUAAUGGUUGAUUCAGAAAUGCAAGUCUUUGAAGCAAUCAUGAGAUGGGUCACGUUCGAGUGUGAUUCUAGAAAGAAAUGUGUCGAAGUAUUGUUAAAGUUGGUCAGAUGGUGCCAUUUAAAGGAUGAAGAUCUAUCUAAAUCAAUGGAAAAUGAAUUGGUUAAAUCUUUGGAAUUUAAUCCAAAGUUUUGUUCAAAUGACAAAGGCAAUUGUGAUUGUAAUACAAAUCGGACUGAACAAGAAUAUUUUGUUAUGAUUGAAGAAUGGCAUAAAUCUAAUGAUAUUCGUAUCAUAGUACUUGCGAAUGAUUUACAACCGUUGUUUAAUCGAAUACUCAAAUUGGAUCAAUCGCUGCCAGAACACAUUAUGCAUGAUGAACAUAUUUCUGAUAUAAUAUUUUUGGUACAAUAUUCGCUGUAUGAUUCUGAACAGAAAAUUAUUCGAAUUGAUUGGAAGCAUAAUAAAUAUCGCUGGCUUUAUUUCUCGCCCUAUUCUUAUAAACUUGUUAAAUGUAUUUCAACAGAUUCGACUAAUGGAGAAAACUUCAAGGUGAACGUGCGAUUCAAUCAAAGCUAUAGAUAUAGACAUGCACUUCUAGAAGCUAAAGACAAGUUUAUUUUGAUCAACAAAGACGAAGAUUAUUUCUAUUAUCGGUCCAAACCAACUGCUGAACAAGUUAGUGUUUUUGAUCUUAUGUCAUAUUUUUACGCUAUUCACAAAGAAACUGUUUUGGAUAACAAAAUUUACAUGUUAACAGAUUCUAAAUUUAUCGAACUUGACAUUGAGGAAAUUGAUCGCAAGCGCAAGUUUAAGAUGAUUGAGCUUCCGACAUUCAAGAAGUAUUGGAACUUGAAAAAAUUACAUUUAAUUUCAAAGCAAGCUAAUGAUGAUCGUGUCAUUUUGUUUGAUGGAUCUGAAAAAAAUUUCUAUUGUUUCAAUGUCAACACUCGACAAUGGAGCUCAAUUGGACAAAUAAUAAACUACAACUUUCUUGGUGAGCGGAAGAAAACAAAGCUGAUAAGUUUAACCUCAGCUUUCAUAUCAGUCGACUUCAUCGAAUUUGCUUGAAUGUAAAUAAAACUCGAUAAUUUAGUUCUUUUGGGAAUCAUUCAAGAAUCUUUUAAUCAUUCUGAAACUAGAAACAUUCAUUUCACUCAAUCCUGUUGUCUUUUGAACUUACAUGAUGAAGAUUCAACAAGUAAACAAUGCUAUAGCGAAGGUCCAUUUCUACCAAAAUUUAUUCAAUUUAUCUCUAAGAUCUAUUGAAAAUUGAGAAAAACUAUUCCCAACGUUAGCUUUCUCCUGAGUAUGGUUAACCCUUCAUCAUUAACUAUCCAUCUUCUGUUCACAUUCCUUAACUUACUAAUAACAUUUGUUAAUUACAUUUGAAUACUUAAGAAAAGGAAAUCAAAUUAAAAGAUUCUUCUAGGAUAACUACAUCAGAUGCACUAAUGUUCGU
Molecule: messenger RNA, 2782 nt
Organism: Tetranychus urticae (two-spotted spider mite)
Lineage: Eukaryota; Metazoa; Arthropoda; Arachnida; Trombidiformes; Tetranychidae
Source: RefSeq, a predicted model, not a curated record